Glycine soja is the source of this 2032-nucleotide messenger RNA. Its product is annotated as protein indeterminate-domain 11. Bases 473 to 1840 code for a protein of 455 amino acids. The record is from RefSeq and is a predicted model, not a curated record. The transcript has 4 exons. Gene Ontology annotation, molecular function: DNA-binding transcription factor activity. Gene Ontology annotation, cellular component: nucleus. Lineage: Eukaryota; Viridiplantae; Streptophyta; Magnoliopsida; Fabales; Fabaceae.
UUUUUUCUCUCUCUCUAACUGUUUGUUAUGUUAUAUAUCUAUCUGCAUAUACAAAUGAUACUCUCUUUUUACAUGGUUACUUUUCCAUCCUUUUUUCUGCUUACAUUACGAGAGAAGGGAAAGGCAAGGAGUAUGUGUAUAUAAACAAAAGCUUACAUAAAAAAUAAUUGAGCUUGGUUAAAAGCAAAAUAUAUUAUAAACAAUACAUAAAGAAGGAAAUUUUUCUGGUGUUGAGAAAGAGAACAGAGGAAAAGACAGAAAGAGCAACGUCAGAGAGUUUGCCGUAGGGUUCUCCUUGGUUUGUGGUUUCCGCUUUUUCCUUUUUCUGUUUUAGGUGAGGAUUGUCCUCAGAUCCCAGAAGCUAUCCAGACUUGUUACAUACGAAAAACUCAGAUCUAUGGCUCAUGACAAUUCACAAAACUCCAAAUAUGAGAAAAGAUGAAGGGUUUGAAUAUUUGAUGUUCCAAAAACCAUGUCUAAUUUGACUUCUGCAUCCGGUGAAGCUAGUGCAUCUUCAGGCAACAGAACCGAAAUUGGCACUGAUUACUCACAACAAUACUUUGCUCCACCACUAAGUCAAGCACAGCCUCCUCCACUAAAGAAAAAGAGAAACCUUCCUGGCAACCCAGACCCGGAAGCUGAAGUUGUCGCCUUGUCUCCAAAGACUCUCUUGGCAACUAAUAGGUUCAUUUGUGAGAUCUGCAACAAGGGAUUUCAAAGAGACCAGAAUCUCCAACUUCACAGAAGAGGGCACAAUUUACCAUGGAAGCUGAAGCAGAGAUCAAGCAACGAGAUUAUAAGGAAGAAGGUGUAUGUGUGCCCAGAAGCCAGUUGCGUGCACCACGACCCUUCAAGGGCUCUUGGGGACCUCACUGGCAUCAAGAAGCACUUCUGCAGAAAGCACGGCGAGAAGAAGUGGAAAUGUGACAAAUGCUCCAAGAAGUAUGCUGUUCAAUCAGAUUGGAAAGCUCACUCCAAGACCUGUGGCACUAGAGAGUACAGAUGUGACUGUGGAACCCUCUUCUCAAGGAGGGACAGUUUCAUAACACACAGAGCCUUCUGUGAUGCAUUAGCAGAGGAGAGUUCAAGAUCAGUGACAGGCAUAGGCAUAGUAGCCAACUCAACUUCAACUCAACCAACUGCAGCAGCAGCCUCUCAUCAACAAGACAUCAUCCAUGGUAAUAGUAACAAUUUCUCAUUGAAGAAAGAGCAACAAGCAGGUUUCAGACCACCUUGGAUUGGACAACCAUCACCCUCUUCUGCUUCAUCAUUCUUGGUCUCUCAUCAAGAAAACCCUAACCCUAGAGGUGGUGGUCCUGGUCCCACUCUUCUUCCUCCUUACCAAACAGCUCCUCACAUGUCAGCCACAGCGUUGCUGCAGAAAGCAUCCCAAAUGGGUGCGACGAUGAGCAAAACCGGGUCCAUGAUUGGGACCCACCAACAACAGGCUCACGUGUCUGCCAAUGCCGCUUUGAAUUUGUCCUCACGUGACCACCAGAUGACCCCCACUCUCCAUGGCUUGGUACCUUUCGGGAAUAAAGCUGUUCCUGCUGUUGGUAAUGGUGUUUCUCCUUCACUCCUUCACCAUAUCAUCGACUCUUUCUCUUCACCCUUUGAAGGGACUUCUUUUGAGGACACUUUUGGUGGUGCUGGUGGCGAUGCCAUGACGAAAACAACCACCGCCGAUGACGGUGCCAGAGGAAACAAUAAUGAAGCCCUGACAAGAGAUUUCUUGGGUCUUAGACCUCUCUCUCACACUGAUAUCCUCAACAUUGCUGGUAUGGGAAGUUGCAUCAACUCCUCCCAACAUAACCAAACCCCAAACCCUUGGCAAGGUUAGCUCCAUAUGUCUUAUACAUAUUUGGUUUUUCUUUUUCUUUAUUUCAUUGGUAUAUAUAUACAUUUAUUUUAGCCUACUUUUUAAUUUUGCUUUUGUUUAUGAAUUAUGAUAUAUAUUGUCAAUCUUCCCAAAGUGAAAAACCUUUCGGAGUCCAAAUAUUUUAUUUUCUUAUAUGUAGUUAUUUUACAGAUA